AUGCUCACCACCUCCAAAACCGUUCCCGCCUUGCCCCACGUCGAUGACAUCAAAGUCCCUAAGGCCAUUCGUUCCGCCUCUUCCCCCUCUCGAAGCUUUCCCACCGUCCAGCAUGCUCGCGCUACCAGCCUAGACCUCGAUGCUGGCCCGAGCUCCGGAACACACAGCCUCUCCAAUUCGUCUUCCGUCUCGCAACUCUACCCUCGCUCCUCCAUCCUCAUCAACUCGCGCAAACGUCCUUACUCGGGCGUCAUCUACGCAGAUCCUGCCGUCGUUGCAGGAUCUUCUUCCGCAGCAGCUCCCGUCGUCACUCACAUCCCAGCCGUCCCAUCCCGCAAGGAGAGGGAAAAGGAACGCGAACGCAUUCGAGAGCGUGAAAAGGAACGAGAGCGUGAACGCGAAAAGGCAAAGGGCAAAGAUGACGAAAAGAUCUGGGGCAUCCCCAAGAAGGCGCUUCUCCUCGGUCUCGGUGAUCUCAACUUCAACGCGCAGAUGGCCAUGAUGGCCGGUUGGGGUCACGGCAGCGGCGGUGCCUCCGUUCUACCCAGCACAGCGAUACCUGCCAACGACCGCAAACGAGCACGUCUUCCAUCUACCAACGAUCCGCCCAAAUCAUCUGCACCUUCUCGUCGUUCCGCUCGAGACAGCGAUAGCGACGACGACGAUGACGCCACUAGCAAGGGCAACGGAUCGUCAAGACGCGGUUCUCGAUCUAUCGACACAGCGCAGGAGGCCUCUGCCAAAAAGGCAUCUACAUUGGCCGAGGGCGGACUCAGCUCCUCACCCACCGAAGCUCCGAUGGAUCCCGAAGAGCUUGCUGCGCUCAAUGCCAUCAUCAACACUCGUCGCAGUAUGGCCGCUGCUCAGGCCCUUGUUAGCGGCUCGAUCAGCGUCACACCGCGUACUCGCCGCGCAUCCGCAAGCUUUGGCAGCUCAGCACAGGACGUUCCACGACCACCGCUCGAGGAAAAACGCUUCCAGUCGCAAGACUCGGUGCCCAGCAUGAGUUCCAUCGACCAUUCUACCACCAGCAUCGGCAGCAGCACCGUGCCCAUGUCGCCCUCCGAAAAGCUAUCGCAGCCUCCCACCAUUGACCUCAAUUCGACUUCGACUACACUCGAUGACAUCAAGUCGCCCCGCAUCCGCUUCGCGCCUCUGCCUACUCCGACAUCGACUUCAGCUUUGCUCGGCGGAGCGACGGACUCGCUCAACGGUUCAGCAUUGAUCGAGGAUUCCGAAGAGUCGGACACCUCGGACUCGUCCUACGACAGCGACGACGAGGCCAAGUCGAUGAAGGGCAAGUGGUACCUCAUGGGCAUGCCCUCGGCCUAUUUCAAGCCAGAAUACUAUACACGCAAGAGCAGCAAGCGGAGGCAUGCCGGCAAGGCCGGCAGCAUAGGUGACGCCGACGACAAGUCCGAAGACGGUCAUAGCCUUCGGCGCAAGAGCACCGGCAGUCUCUCGGACGGCAUGAGCACAGAUGGCGCGCGCAGACCCGCCCCCGAGAACGACGAAGAGGAGCGCGGCAGAACAGGAUCGUCGGCAUCCAAGUCCAAACGCAAGUCGUCUCACACUCGCCGCCGCUCUCGAAGCCGUACAGGCGCCAUCAGCUCGGGCGACGAAGACGAACGCGCCCGUCGAAGGGAGCUCAUCCGACUCGCUCGUCCUGGAGGCACGGGCAUGGUCACCCUUCCCGAUGGCACCAAGAUCAAAGCCCGCCGCGUCAAUGAUCAGCCCAAACAGGAGGAGCCCGAGUUCAGCGAGUGGGGCUUUGCCGGUCUCGCCCGCGAGGCGUCGCGCCGCAGCCUGGGUGGAAGCGGUCCGCCCUCGCUCGCAACCACACCCAACAGCUCCGACUACAAAGGUCUUUCUGCCUACAUGGAGGCGGACGAGGACGAGGAGGACGAUGGCUCAGGGAUGGCGUGGGUUCGUCGCCGUCGGCGAGAAAGGGAGCUCAAGGCACGACUCGAACGUGAGGCGGCUGAGCAGGCAGCUGUUGCAGCGGCAGAGGAAGCGUCGCUCGAGCAGCAGAAGAAGGUCGACCCGGUCAGCGAGCCAGCAACACUGGACUCGGCCGUCGAGGGUCCUCCUAAUGGCAUCGGCUCGGCCUGUUCCAGCGCAGCAGCCGUGGAAAAGGUCUCGACCACCGCCGCCACCAGCGAGGUGGCUGCUGACGUCCCGACAGUCCCGACAGCUCCUCUUGCUACUGUUGAGGACGAGCCGAUGCCUCUGACAACAGACACGCUCGUCGAGUCCGCAACUGCCACGUCAGCCGUUCCAGCCGCCGAGAAGGUGAAACGACAAUCGCUGCUAAGCAGCAUCGACACCUCGCGUCCUGUCAGCAGCACGUUUGAAGACGGGGGUGCGCUAGUCGCCUCUCCCACCGCCGAAACGCCUGUCGCAGCUCUUGACGCCUCGAUGCUGUCCGAGGCCUCCAACGGGGACUCUGCUAUGGCCGGUAGCCAGAUGUUGAGCAGCAGAGCCGCUCGCGCAGUCGCAUCCGAGACCAGCGCACCCGGUGAUGCCACGCCUCGUCAAAACACCGGGCUCGGUCUCAGUGCUCAAAAGGCCGAAGAGAUCCGACGAAGGCACGAGGAUGAGGUCGCAGCGCUCGGUGCUGAGGUCCUAGCUCAGACACGACGCAACAACCAACGUCGUCAGGCGAGCGUCUCUGGCCGUGGCGUCGCCUCGCCGCCCAUGGGCGAGGAAUCGGGCGGAGAGCAGACCGUGACCUCGCCGGGCAAGAACACCAACCGCAACGGCCAGAGCACGACUGCUGCGCCUCCCACAAUGACCAACUCGUCCGCGCUCGGCAGGUCGGCUUCGCGCGAGCCUGCAGCUGAGAAGGAGAAGAAACUCAUCUCACGUGCUGUGGGCUCCAUCAUGCGAAAGGCGACGACCGACAGCGAGAAGACGAUCCGUCAUCCUGGCCCCACUACGCUCAAGCAAGAGAUCGUCUUCCCCGAGAUGGCAGACGUCAAGCAGCACAACGAGAGUGCUCCACGAGUUACUGCCGCUGUCGACAUCAACAAGGCUUCGGCGACCGACCCAGCAGCUCGCAGUCCAUCGCCCGAAAGCACGCUCUCGCGCAUGUCCUCGAUGGUCGGCGGCUACGCGGCAUCCACGGCCAGCAAGUCGACCUCUUCCUUGCAAAACGACGGCCGUAGCUCGCUCGGUCCGUCGCCCGUAGCUACCAAGCGUCUCGCUCCCAACGCUUCGAUCAGCACGCCAGUACCGUCGCCUUGGCUGCCGCGACGACCCGACGCUCGUGGUGUUGCGGUGGUGCCACUGCCUCAGCUCGGUGUUCGCCCCGAACGACCGCGGGAAGGCCGAGUGUGGGAGUCGGACGACAGCGAUGCCUCGGAGGAGACCAAGGACGAACUCAAGCGCAAAGCUGCAGCCGAAGACGAGGAAGAAGAAGACGAAGGCUCGGAUCUGGAUGCGGACGAGCUUCUGGAGGAAGAGCGCAAGACGGCGAUGCAGAAGAAGCGAGCCACGACGCGGGCAGCUGGGCAGGAGAUUGUCCACGCGCGACUGGGCCAGAAGGCAUCCGCACGAGCGUUGUCCGAUCUGACGGCCUCGUACGACGAUAUGGCGCUCGUCACGUCUUCCAAGCCGUCUCGUCAACGCAAUGGUCGCCCGACACGCCGCAGCAGCAUGGAUCCUCGCAUGUCGUCGACGAGCUCACGAUCGCCCGCUGCGCCUCGUAAAGCGCCCCCCAAGCUGGUACGAAGCCGUCGCUCAGCGCAGUCGAUGAAGUCGGCCGAGGACGAUGGCCAAAACGAGGAGGACGAGCGAGACUUGUGGCCCGCAGCAUCGGCGACGAGCAAGUCGGGCACGCCGCGACCCCGUCAUAUCCUGGUCAACCUGCCUGGAGGACCGGGCAUCUGGGACAGCAAGACGGGAGGCGGACGCAAUGCCGUAGCGGCGAUCAACACGGUGGCCGCCGCGCGAGCCAAAGCGAUCAAGAAGGCAGCUCAGGAUCGCAGGACGUCAUUUGAGCUGCCGCCUGGCUGGGACGACGAGAUGAUGGACUACGGUUGGCCUCGCAGUCUCAAGGGCUCGCUGUAUUGA
Messenger RNA from Kalmanozyma brasiliensis GHG001, 4074 nucleotides. RefSeq lists its product as uncharacterized. The transcript has a single exon. The coding region runs from base 1 to 4074 and encodes 1357 amino acids. Lineage: Eukaryota; Fungi; Basidiomycota; Ustilaginomycetes; Ustilaginales. The record is from RefSeq and is a predicted model, not a curated record.